This is a messenger RNA of Poecilia latipinna (sailfin molly), 1845 nucleotides long. It is a transcript of the gene asb13a.2, whose product is annotated as ankyrin repeat and SOCS box containing 13a, tandem duplicate 2. Gene Ontology annotation, molecular function: protein binding. The coding region runs from base 284 to 1126 and encodes 280 amino acids. Gene Ontology annotation, biological process: positive regulation of protein catabolic process; protein ubiquitination. The record is from RefSeq and is a predicted model, not a curated record. NCBI's taxonomy places the organism in Eukaryota, Metazoa, Chordata, Actinopteri, Cyprinodontiformes, Poeciliidae. The transcript is spliced from 8 exons.
GAAAAAUCUUGUUUCUUGUUUCCUCUCAGCCCUUGGAGGUCUUGAGGGUCUGACUCUUUCACAGGUACAGACAGUUGAUCUGAUGAUUACCAGCCACUGCUUCUUAUCUAGCUUGACCACCUGUGGAUGAGAUACCUUGAAAAAUUGGGCUCCUCGUCGGCGUCCAGUCAUGUCACGUGACUAUAGAAGCAUGCAAGCAGUGAAGACGCGGCUGUUUACAAACAACCAUAACUGGAUCUCCUUUUAACGCCGCUUCACUGGUGAAAGGAAGAGAACAACCAGGAUGGAAAUGGAGAUUUCUCAGCCGUAUUACUUCGGGGACAUUGGCUGCUGGGCGGAGAGGACAGAGGUGCAUAAGGCAGCGUCUCUCGGCCACGCCUCCCACCUGCAGCACCUCAUAGAGGGCGGAGCUUCGGUCAACGUGGUGGCGGUGGACUCCAUCACGCCGCUGCAUGAGGCCUGCCUCCGGGGACAGGCCCGCUGUGUGCAGCUGCUGCUGGAUGCUGGAGCCCAGGUGGAUGCCAGGAACGUGGAUGGAAGCACGCCGCUGUGUGACGCCUGUUCAGCUGGUAGUCUGGAGUGUGUGAAGCUGCUGCUGGAGCAUGGAGCCAUGGCCAACCCGGCCCUCACCUCCCGCACCGCCUCCCCACUCCAUGAGGCCUGCAUGGGAGGUAACUCAGACUGUGUGAAGCUGCUGAUUGCCAUGGGUGCCUGCCUCGAAGCGUAUGAUCUCUACUACGGAACUCCGCUACAUGUGGCCUGUGUUAAUGCACACACAGAGUGUGUUAAAGUUCUGCUUAAUGCAGGUGCUAAAGUCAAUGCUGCUAGGCUACAUGAGACCCCGCUGCACCACGCAGCUAAACACAUGAGAGUUGAAAUGAUUGAGGUUCUUGUAGAGUUUGGAGCCAACAUCUACGCUAGAGAUCAGCACAACAGAAAACCGGUGGACUACACCACACCUGGCUCUCCUUCUGAGGCCUGUCUGCAGUUUUAUGAGACCACCCCCAUGACUCUGCAGCAGCUCAGCAGGUUGGCAGUGAGGAGGAAGUUGGGAACAACAGCUCUGAGCAUCAUAGCUAAACUUGACAUGCCAAAGCUAAUCAUCAGCUACCUCUGCUAUCAGUGACCGUCACACCUGCUGGGAGAAUGGGCUCCAGACUGAAAUCAAACUGUUGACUGGAAAGCAAACACACUUGUAAACAUGGUGCCAAGCAUCACAUGCCUGUUCUGUCCAAUACUGCACUUUAUUAUUGUGUGAAUACUCUAAAGUGUAAUUGACAAGGUUUAGUAUGGCUUGUUAGUUAAUGGUAGCAUAUUAGCUAAUGAUGGGUUAUGCUAACUGAUGUUAGCAUAGAAGAGAGAGGUAGUUAAUGCUAACUAUCAAGGUGUCGUUAGCUAAUACUGUAAUCCAAUGUUGGUGUCUGAGACGCUCUUAGCGUACCAUGCUAAGAGCAUAUAUACUAUGCUAGAUAUAUACUAUGCUAGAUCGCCAUGUUAGCUCAUGUUAGCAUUUUUUAUAAUGAAAAUAUGUAAGCCACUAUUUGCAUGGUAGAGUUCAUUGACGCUAAAGUUAGCAUCCUGCUUGACUUUAGCAUUAUAGCUAAUGCCGGCAUGAGAUGCUAUUAAAAUAGCAGCUAGUCCUGACUUUUUAGCUAAAAUGCUACUAUUAACAUGUUAAACUCAUAACUCUAUGAUUCUCGCACUUUUUAUUUUCAAUCAUUUCUUCUUCUGUUCAGCUCCUUCAGAAUAUGAGCUUAUCAGUUUCAUUUCCUUUUGGUUUCGGUGUAAAAGUGAAAGUUUUGGGCAGAGAAGAUUGACAGUUGCUUAUUUAAAUGAAGUUGAAUA